AUGUUGAGCAGAACAAGAAGGGUUUUUUUUAGCACAGUAAAAAGUAGCAACUUAUAUCUAACCAUAUCUUCCUCUAGUGAAUCCAUAUUUAGAAAUCAAAUAAUUAAAAGGGCUUCGUUUCCAGGAAUUGAAGGAUAUUUCACUAUAACCAAUAACCACAGUCCCCUAGUUACCUUAUUAAGAAAUGGGUUAAUUACUGUCGAAUUUGAUGAUAAAGAAAAGAAACAAUUUUUUAUAUCAGAUGGAAUAUUUAUAUAUAAAAAAAGUAAUGACAACAGUAACAGCAAUAAUGCUGAAAUCGUAGGUGUUGAAAUUGUACCACUAGAAUAUUUGGACAAAAAUAAAACAGUUAAAGUCUUACAGCAGAUGUGUGCAAUAAAUGACGCCACUGAUGAUAAAUGGAGAAAAGUUAAGACCAUGUUGGGGAAAGAGUUAUGUUCUUCAAUUCUUCGCUUUGCUUCAUGA
This is a messenger RNA of Plasmodium gonderi, 465 nucleotides long. RefSeq lists its product as hypothetical. NCBI's taxonomy places the organism in Eukaryota, Apicomplexa, Aconoidasida, Haemosporida, Plasmodiidae. The coding region runs from base 1 to 465 and encodes 154 amino acids. Gene Ontology annotation, biological process: proton motive force-driven ATP synthesis. The record is from RefSeq and is a predicted model, not a curated record. Gene Ontology annotation, molecular function: proton-transporting ATP synthase activity, rotational mechanism. The transcript has 3 exons.